This is a messenger RNA of Penicillium vulpinum, 810 nucleotides long. Its product is annotated as ribosome-recycling factor. NCBI's taxonomy places the organism in Eukaryota, Fungi, Ascomycota, Eurotiomycetes, Eurotiales, Aspergillaceae. The record is from RefSeq and is a predicted model, not a curated record. Gene Ontology annotation, cellular component: mitochondrion. Gene Ontology annotation, molecular function: ribosomal large subunit binding. The coding region runs from base 1 to 810 and encodes 269 amino acids. The transcript is spliced from 2 exons. Gene Ontology annotation, biological process: translation.
AUGCAACGUAUUAUAACCCAAUCUAUUCGCUCCUUUAACCCUCGCAUUGUUGCACACCCUCAAGGGAUUCAAGCACUUCGACCCUUAUGUCUCCUACCCCGAACCCAGGGCGCCGUUCCUCUGAACAGGCGUGAGUUUACCAAUUCGCCUGCCCUAUACAAGAAAAAGGAGAAGGCCAAGAAAGCUUCUGCUUCUGCUUCUGAGCCAGAGGAAAGCUCCAGCACUCCUUCCGAAGAUCCCUUCGAUCUCUCCCACCUACACAAUGGCAUUUCCACAGCUGUUGCCCGGUUGAAAGAUGAUCUGUCCAAGCUUCGCGCAGGAGGGCGGUUCAACACCGCAGUCCUAGAAAAUCUGAGGGUUCAUCUGAGCAAAGACAGCAAAGAUUCCGUCAAAUUGGGAGAUCUGGCGCAAGUUGUGCCCAAGGGAGGACGCAUGGUUACUCUUUUGGCGGCCGAAGAAGAUCACUUGAAACCUCUUACUUCAGCGAUUGUCUCCUCAAACCUCUCCUUGACUCCUCAGCCUGAUCCUCACAACGCUCUCCAGCUCAACAUUUCUAUCCCACCACCCACAAAAGAAUCCCGGGAUAAGAGCGUUCAAGCUGCCAAGCAAGCAUUCGAAAAGGCUGCCAGUUCAGUACGUGACUCUAGGGGUGCCAUGCACAAACGUCUUCAGGAUAUGCAGAAGAAAAAACUAGCUCGCCCAGAUGACGUGCGCAAUGCUCACGAUCUGAUGGAGAAAGUUACUGAACAGGGCCAAAAGGAGGUGAAGGAUGCCUUUGAAGCGGCUAGGAAGACAUUGGAACAGGCAUAA